Molecule: messenger RNA, 2343 nt
Organism: Diuraphis noxia (Russian wheat aphid)
Lineage: Eukaryota; Metazoa; Arthropoda; Insecta; Hemiptera; Aphididae
Product: ABC transporter G family member 23-like
Cellular component (GO): membrane
Molecular function (GO): ATP binding; ATP hydrolysis activity; ABC-type transporter activity
Source: RefSeq, a predicted model, not a curated record
GUUUGUAGUUACUAGUCAGUAUAAGUUUCUCAAAUCGUAAUUCAAACUUUUUUAAUUUUAGAACUGUGGUAUAGUGAAAAUGUUAAAGAAUAUUAUCUAGAAAAAAUUCAAUACUUUUAUUUAAUUUAAAAGGUAAUUGUAUAAAUAAAAUGGAACAAAAUAUGAAAGAAGAAAAAAUUAAAUAUGACAUAACAGUGACAAAUGCUUUUAAGAAGUAUGGGCAAAAUAAUGUAUUUAACGGUUUAAACAUGACUGUGAAAUCCGGUUCAAUUUAUGGUCUGUUAGGUCCAAGUGGUUGCGGUAAAUCRACACUUCUUCAAUGCAUUUUGGGAGCAUUGCCAUUGGAUUCUGGUUAUAUUGAUUUACAAGUCAAAAGUUUAAAAGAUGUUGGAUAUAUGCCUCAAGAUUUAUGUCUGGAAGUUACGCUAACCAUAAAGGAAACCUUCGAAUACUACGGAUCACUUUAUAGAAUGAGCAAGAUAAAUAUUAAAAAUAAAUUAGAUGAGCUUAAUGAAUUCCUACAACUACCARAUUUAAAUAGUUUUAUUAAUGAAAUAAGUGGUGGUCAGAGUAGAAGAGUAUCUUUCGCCAUUAGCUUGUUACAUGAUCCCAAAGUUAUGAUUUUAGAUGAACCUACAGUUGGAAUUGACCCUUUACUGAGAGAAGGAAUUUGGACCGAAUUUAUGAAAAUGGCAAAAGAACAAAAAAAAACAAUCAUAAUAACGACUCAUUAUAUCGAAGAAGCAAAUAAAUCUGAUUGCGUCGGUUUAAUGAGAAAUGGAUUGAUAAUUGAAGAAGGACCACCCCAAGAUAUCCUUGUCAAAUAUGGUACAGACACGUUGGAAUCAGCUUUUUUAAUGCUUUGCUGUAAUCAAAGAACAAUUAUUAAAAAAGUUAACAACACUGUUCAAGUAAAAGAAAAAAUUCAACCAAAAACAAUAAUGGGAUCGGGAAACGUUAAUUUAUAUAGAAUUAAAGCACUAUUAAAAAAAAAUUAUCGGGUAUGCUCUCGAGAUUAUUUAUUGUUAUUUACUGUGAUCUUACUUCCCAUAUUGCAAACAUUCAAUUUUUGUUUUGCGAUUGGAGUACCGUUCAAAGGUAUGACAAUAGCUUUUAAAAACGAUGAGAUUAAUAUUUUAGAUUGUCAAUAUUCAAAUGUUAAUCAAUGUAUUUUCGACGAAAAUAGUAACCUGAAAAUGAGCUGUGUUAUUAUGAAUUACCUCUCAUCACAUGAUUAUGAACUAGUCGAAGUACAAGAUCGGGAAGUCGCUGAAGCUAGUAUGAAUCAUAAAAAGUAUAUUGCAUUUCUAUAUUUUCCUAAAAAUUAUACUAGUGCUUUGACAAAAUAUAUUAAUGACCGCCAAUAUUUUGAUUUAGAAUCUAGAAUAUUUGCUCAUUUAACGAAUGAAAAUAUUUUAUUUAAAAAUCAAAUUACGAUAGAUGUAUUGCAAUCAUUAAAUUAUCUAAUUAUGGAAGCAUUAAAUAGUUGCUCUAACAAUCCAAUAUCAAUCAGUUUACCUUUGGAGUUCAAUACUUUAUAUGGAAAAGAAGUAAAAUCAUUUGCCAAUGGUAUCAUUACUCUUUUUAUAGCAAUGGUAGCAUUUUAUUUUCCAAGUGUAUUCGCGGUAAGCAUAAUGAUGUCAGAAAAAAUGGACGGACUUCUUAGCAGAUCGAUGUUUGCAGGUGUCAAAAUUUUGGAAUUGAUUCUUUCUAUGUUGUGUAUCACAACAGUGUUACUUUUGUUACAAACAAGUUCCUCCUAUUUUAUUUCAUAUGUUUUAUUUUUGAAUCCAAUACAAAUUACUAAUGGGAUGUUUGUUUAUGUGUUAUUAUUACUAUUAUUGGGAUGGAUUGGCUUCUUAUUUGGUUUACUUACUGCUGUAAUAUCAACUACAAAAUUAGGCGGUGUAUACAUUAUMACCGGAUCAUCUAUGACUCAGUUCAUAUUAUCAGGUGCAAUAUGGCCUUUGGAAGGACAGCCCCAAUUAUUAAGACAAGUAUCUAAGCUACUUCCUAUAAGACUAGUAGGAAAUAUAAUGAACGACAUAGCAAUAAAAGGGUGGASAUUGGAUCAUUCAUCAAUCAUAACAGGAACUUCAUUAACAAUUUUGUACACUAUAUUAUUAAUACUUGUAUUAAUCGUAUUAGGAAAAAUAAAAAAAGACUUAUGGGUUAUAMAGAAAUAGAUAUAGUUACGACAUUAAACACAAAUAAUACUUCUUAGAUAACAAUGUUUGCUUUUUUAAUCACAAAGUUAAUUUUCAAUAUGAUGUGCGUUAACUUAUCAUAUAAUUAACUGUAUUACCUAUACUUUAACUAUAUUUUAUUUUCAAAUAGCUUAGU